This is a messenger RNA of Falco peregrinus (peregrine falcon), 6805 nucleotides long. RefSeq names its product disco interacting protein 2 homolog A (gene DIP2A). The transcript has 39 exons. The record is from RefSeq and is a predicted model, not a curated record. Gene Ontology annotation, cellular component: cell surface. Lineage: Eukaryota; Metazoa; Chordata; Aves; Falconiformes; Falconidae. The coding region runs from base 317 to 5062 and encodes 1581 amino acids.
UCGGGUGCGGCGGGCGGGUGACUCCCCUCAGCCGCGCCGCCUCGUUUCCCGCCGCCAGGGGGCGCGUGCGCGCGGCUGGCGCGGGGCGGCCUGGGAGCGCCCCGCCCUCCCCCGUUGGCCGCCCCGCCCCUCGCGCGGGGCACGCGUCCCUGGCUGCGGCAGUGGCUGCGCGGGGCGGCAGGGCCGCCGCCUCCUCCUGUCCCGGCCCGGCCCGGGGCCGCCGCCUCCUCCUGCCCUGCCCUGCCCGCCCCCGGCCCCACCUGAGGCAGCGCUGGGCGGUGGCUGUGGCGGGGCCCGCUCGCUCCUCGCCCGCACCAUGGCGGCGGAGCGCGGGGGCUGCUCGCUGGAGGCGGUGCCGCUGCCGCCUGAGGUGCGCGAGAGCCUGGCGGAGUUGGAGCUGGAGCUGUCGGAGGGAGACAUCACUCAGAAAGGCUAUGAAAAGAAAAGAGCAAAGCUGUUAGCACGGUACAUACCACUAAUUCAAGGUGUGGAUCCAUCCUUGCAAGCAGAGAACAGAGUCCCAGGCUCUUCACAAGCUACCGCUGCUGUAUCUAAACAGCAGAAAACCCGUUCUACCAACUCGAGGGAUGAACGCUUCCGAUCUGAUGUCCACACUGAAGCAGUACAAGCAGCGCUUGCAAAAUACAAAGAGAGAAAAAUGCCCAUGCCUUCAAAAAGACGGUCGGUUCUUGUGCACUCUUCGGUAGAAACGUACACACCUCCAGACACAUCGUCAGCAUCAGAAGAUGAGGGCUCGUUACGUCGGCAAGGGCGGAUCACCUCCACUCCGUUCCAGAGCCAUUCCAACGUAGAGCCCUGGCUUAACCGGGUUAUUCAGGGCUCCUCCACCUCAUCCUCUGCAUCCUCCACUUCAUCUCAUCCAGGAGGGAAACCUGCUGCUGCUUCCAAUACUGCUACUGCCACCGCUGCUGCCACUGUGCUUGCAGAUCUCAUGGCACACACCCAGCUAGAUAACCACUCUGCACCUCCAGAUGUAACCACUGGCCUGGUAGAACAUUUACAUCAUGAGCGUCCACAGGUAGCAUCAGUACGAGGAGUUCCCAGAGGCUACAACAGCAGCAUUUUGGAAACUGCAGAUGGUGUCCCAGUGAAUAGCAGAGUGUCCUCUAAAAUCCAGCAGCUUCUAAAUACCUUGAAAAGACCAAAGCGCCCACCUUUGAAAGAGUUUUUUGUUGAUGAUUUUGAAGAACUGCUAGAAGUGCAACAGCCUGACCCAAAUCAACCAAAGCCUGAAGGAAAUCAGAUGAAUGUACUCAAAGGUGAACCCUUAGGUGUGGUAACCAACUGGCCACCUUCUCUGCUGGCUGCCCUGCAGCGCUGGGGAACUACCCAGCCAAAAGCCCCUUGCCUGACGGCACUGGAUACGACUGGGAAAGCUAUUUACACGCUCACCUACGGCAAGCUGUGGAGUCGAAGCUUGAAGUUAGCGUAUACCCUGCUAAACAAGCUAACCACUAAGAAUGAACCACUGCUGAAACCUGGAGACCGGGUGGCUCUCGUAUUUCCUAAUAGCGAUCCAGUUAUGUUUAUGGUGGCAUUUUAUGGGUGUCUCCUGGCAGAACUUAUUCCUGUCCCAAUAGAAGUUCCACUAACAAGAAAGGAUGCUGGCAGCCAGCAGAUUGGAUUUCUUUUGGGCAGCUGUGGGGUAACACUAGCUUUAACCACUGACGCCUGUCAAAAAGGCCUUCCUAAAGCUCAGACUGGCGAGGUGGUUACAUUCAAAGGCUGGCCUCGUCUCAUUUGGUUUGUGAUUGAUGGGAAGCAUCUGGCAAAACCAGCUAAGGACUGGCAUCCACAAGUACGGGAUGCCACUGCUGAGAUUGCUUAUAUUGAGUACAAAACAAGUAAAGAGGGCAGCACAGUGGGCAUUACUAUAUCUCAUGCUUCCAUGCUGGCACACUGUCAUGCAUUGACGCAGGCAUGUGGUUAUUCAGAAGCUGAAACGCUAACAAAUGUCUUGGAUUUCAAAAGAGAUGCUGGUCUUUGGCAUGGAGUAUUAACGAGUGUUAUGAACAGGAUGCAUGUCAUCAGUAUUCCCUAUGCAUUAAUGAAGGUUAAUCCACUUUCCUGGAUACAGAAAGUCUGCUCAUACAAAGCCCGUGUAGCAGUAGUGAAGUCCCGUGAUAUGCACUGGUCACUUUUGGCUCAGAGGGAUCAGAGAGACGUCAGUCUGAGCUCUUUACGAAUGUUAAUAGUGGCAGAUGGAGCUAAUCCAUGGUCAAUAUCUUCAUGUGAUGCAUUCCUGAAUGUAUUUCAGUCCAGAGGCUUGAGGCCAGAAGUAAUCUGCCCCUGUGCUAGUUCUUCUGAGGCACUAACUGUUGCUAUUCGCAGACCUCCAGAACUGGGUGGGCCUCCUCCAGGAAAAGCAGUGCUGUCUAUGAAUUGUCUGAGUUUCGGCGUGAUAAGAGUGGAUACAGAAGAGAAGCUGUCAGUGUUAACUGUGCAGGAUGUUGGUCAGAUUAUGCCUGGAGCAAAUGUGUGUGUUGUGAAGGUGGAUGGGACUCCAUAUCUGUGUAAAGCCGAUGAGGUUGGAGAAAUAUGUGUGAAUUCAGGUGCAACUGGCAUGGCAUAUUUCGGCCUUGUUGGAAUCACCAAGAAUGUGUUUGAGGCCAUUCCAGUGACGGCAGCCGGCGUUCCUGUUUCAGACCAGCCCUUUACAAGAACAGGAUUGCUUGGCUUUGUGGGUCCUGACUAUUUAGUGUUUGUGGUGGGAAAAUUGGAUGGCCUAAUGACAGUGAGUGGCCGCAGGCACAAUGCGGAUGAUGUGGUAGCCACCGCGCUGGCGGUCGAACCCAUGAAGUUUGUCUAUCGGGGAAGGAUAGCAGUGUUUUCUGUGACCGUUUUGCAUGAUGAUCGAAUAGUGCUUGUGGCAGAGCAGCGCCCUGAUGCAUCAGAGGAGGAUAGUUUUCAGUGGAUGAGCAGGGUUCUACAGGCAAUUGAUAGCAUUCACCAAGUGGGCGUCUACUGUCUCGCCUUGGUGCCAGCCAACACUUUGCCAAAGGCUCCACUUGGAGGAAUUCAUAUUUCGGAAACGAAGCAGCGCUUUCUAGAAGGUGCUCUGCACCCUUGUAAUGUCUUGAUGUGUCCACAUACUUGUGUUACUAACCUGCCUAAGCCACGACAGAAACAACCAGAUGUUGGUCCUGCUUCAAUGAUAGUAGGAAACCUUGUUGCUGGAAAGAGAAUUGCACAAGCCUCAGGGAGAGAUGUUACCCAGUUGGAGGAUAACGACCAGGCAAGAAAGUUCCUGUAUUUAGCGGAUGUUCUCCAGUGGCGAGCCCAGACAACUCCAGAUCAUCCCCUCUUCCUUCUGUUGAAUUCCAAGGGCACUGUAGCUAGCACUGCAUCAUGCAUACAGUUGCACAAGCGCGCAGAGAGAGUGGCAGUCGCACUAAUGGAGAAAGGGCGACUGAAUGUUGGUGACCACGUGGCCCUAGUUUAUCCUCCAGGAGUAGACUUAAUAGCAACUUUCUAUGGCUGCUUAUAUGCUGGCUGUAUACCUAUCACUGUUCGCCCACCUCAUCCACAGAAUCUUGCUACCACUCUGCCCACUGUCAAAAUGAUUGUAGAGGUCAGUAAGUCUGCAUGUAUACUGACCACGCAAGCGAUAAUGAAACUGCUGAAGUCCAAGGAAGCUGCAACAGCUGUAGAUAUUAAAACAUGGCCCACUAUUUUGGAUACAGAUGAUAUGCCUAAAAAGAAGCUGGCUAGUAUUUUCAGACCUACAUCUCCAGAUACGUUGGCAUACUUGGACUUCAGCGUGUCUACUACUGGUAUAUUAGCAGGAGUAAAGAUGUCACAUGCAGCUACAAGUGCCUUAUGUCGCUCUAUAAAGCUACAGUGUGAGCUGUACCCUUCGCGCCAGAUUGCCAUCUGCCUCGACCCUUAUUGUGGCUUGGGGUUUGCACUGUGGUGCUUGUGCAGUGUAUAUUCGGGUCAUCAGUCUAUUCUAGUCCCUCCUCUGGAACUGGAGAGCAAUGUGUCUCUGUGGUUGUCUGCUGUAAGUCAGUAUAAAGUGCGUGUCACGUUCUGCUCUUACUCUGUGAUGGAGAUGUGCACCAAAGGGCUUGGAACACAGACUGAUAUACUGCGGAUGAAAGGAGUUAACCUGUCCUGUGUGCGAACAUGCAUGGUGGUGGCAGAAGAGAGACCAAGGAUUACAUUAACACAGUCUUUUUCAAAGUUAUUCAAAGACCUGGGCCUCUCUGCUCGUGCAGUGAGCACUACGUUUGGGUGCAGGGUCAACGUAGCAAUUUGCUUACAGCCAAACAGGCUGGGCAAGCUGGCUGAACAGGGAACAGCAGGACCAGAUCCAACAACAGUCUACGUAGAUAUGAGAGCACUUCGACAUGACAGGGUGCGUUUGGUAGAGAGAGGUUCUCCACACAGUCUGCCCCUUAUGGAGUCUGGGAAGAUUCUUCCAGGGGUGAAGGUCAUCAUAGCGCACACAGAAACCAAGGGACCUCUGGGAGAUUCACAUUUAGGAGAGAUAUGGGUGAGUAGUCCACACAAUGCUACUGGUUACUACACUAUAUAUGGAGAAGAAGCACUGCACGCUGAUCACUUUACUGCUCGCUUGAGUUUUGGAGACACUCAGACCAUAUGGGCUCGGACUGGGUACCUCGGCUUUCUGCGCAGAACAGAACUUACUGAUGCUAGUGGAGAGCGGCAUGAUGCCCUGUAUGUGGUCGGCUCUUUGGAUGAAACACUGGAGCUCAGAGGAAUGAGGUACCAUCCCAUUGAUAUAGAGACCUCUGUAAUAAGAGCACACAAGAGCAUUGCAGAAUGUGCUGUGUUUACAUGGACCAACUUGCUUGUGGUGGUUGUGGAGUUGGAAGGCUCAGAACAAGAAGCGCUGGACCUGGUUGCGCUGGUAACAAAUGUGGUUCUGGAAGAGCAUUAUCUCAUAGUAGGUGUUGUAGUUAUUGUGGACCCUGGUGUUAUUCCUAUAAAUUCCCGUGGUGAGAAACAACGAAUGCACUUGAGAGACGGAUUUUUAGCUGACCAGUUGGAUCCUAUUUAUGUUGCCUACAACAUGUGAAAACAGAAAAUCACAUCAAGGCUAAAGCACCAAAAUUAAGGGCCUUUCAUUUUCUGUGGUUUUAAAAGCUGUGGAAGACCUUAGGAAAAUGGAGAUACUAAUCUUCACAGACCUUCAUCUCUCAGAUUGCAUCUGCUUUCAUAAGUCCAUUGUAAUGAUUUCAGCUGUUUUAGGAUGGAGAGAUUACUGGAAUUCCUGAAGGAAGCUUAUUGGAACUGUCAUGGACCAGUGUUUUUUUUACAAUAAUUAUGAAUGUCAGUACUUGAUGCACUGCAUAAAAGGACAUAAGGCGGGGUAGGAAGAGAACACCAGCUGUGAGGAGGACUCUUGGAAAUAAUACUGAAAGUUGUGAGUAACCGUUCGGAGUUCACCCUCCGUGUCAUUGUUUGCAAUAUAUUGGCAGUAUCUGGGUUGAGGCGUAACUUUCAAGAUUGCACACAUCUCUACCAUAUUCUCUACUGUACUGAAAGGAAUUUUGCACAUAUUUGAGAUUUAAAAAUGCAGCAUUUUUAGUUUAAAUCACUGACUUACCCCUAUUCAGAAGAAACAAAUUCAUUCCAAUCCAGAUUCAAUAUAACAACAAUUAUGCUGCUGUUCAGCUUUUUUUUGUACCAAGCGAAAACAAAUACUGCAACUGUAACAAGGUUACUCAUCGUGCCAUGCUGGACUCUGUAAUGCUAUAAACUUUAUAAUAAAAUAUAAAUUAAUAUCCAGUUUUAACUACUUCAUGCAGGAGCCUUUACUGCUCUUACUGUCGUAACUUCAUGUUAAAGUUGCUUGUUUUCAUAGCAUUAGCUGUUAAUUACUGCCCUGCAUAACGCCAAGUAUUUGAAAACUCAUUCCAAAGCCAAUAGUCUCUGAAUGAUUUGUAGAAAUGUUUACAAAGCAUGGUCUUACAAUAUUUUCCCUGAAUAUCCUGUGCUAAAAUUUACGAUAGUGAUUUUUUUUUUUUUUCCCCACCAUGGAAAAGUGUUAGUUAGCUUGUUAUGCUGUGGUACAAACUUUCUUCUUUUUUUUUUUUUUUUUUUUUUUAAUUUUAGAGUUGUAUGUAGGCAGCUUUUUUGUUCAAGCUGAAAUAGCCAGUUGGUUGAGUCACACUUGACUAAUUAAGGUUUUGAAGUUCCUGCCUGAUCUAAUACUGCAGUGAACCUAAUUCAGAAAGAGAAUGUGAAGUUACUCAAAUACUUCAGGUAUUUGAAGGCAAGCACGAGACUAGCAAAUAAUUAUUUUUAUAGAGUUGUUAAAGACUUUGAGCUACAUGAAAUUUUUUUAAUAAUGCAUGAGUUUGGCAAAAGAGCCAGGUUUUUCUGCAAGGCAAUUCUGCCCAGAUCAGUGCCUAAGAAAGAUGGAUGUCCGUCUCCCGAUACAAGGAUAUCAAAUUGACUCCUGGUCAGAUAGACUAUAAAAUCUUCAACAAAAAGCUUUCGUAUAUAGUAGUUCUGUGCCCUACUUGUGUUUGGCUGUGGUGUAUUAUACAGCUGCAUACUCUAUUAUGACUGUAAUUAUGUACAGAACUUGUGUAACUUAUUAAGUACAGCAACCUCUUGCAGUGGACUUCGGGAUGCCCCUCACAACAAGACAGCUGGCAAAAGGAAAGAACUACCUAACCCCCAUUUUAAUGUUGUAGUUUUUUAGCAAAUAAAGCAUUGUAAGAUUUUUGUAUUGAGAUAUUGAUGACAGUGAGACAAGUUGCCUUGUAAAGUAAAUCUAAAACAAAAAGCACAUUAAACAUUUCAAAACAGC